AUGAGCACAAGACGGACCAUACCUCAGCCGUCUCAGCGGGCGAACGAGCCGGCCAACCGAGCGACGACGCUUGAGAGGGUAUCAAGACGUUACUGCUGUUUUGUAAAGAUGCUGAUCGUGAGUUUGCACAUCGGCGUCGCCUACAGGGCUCGAGAUGGAUGA
Messenger RNA from Mixia osmundae IAM 14324, 162 nucleotides. RefSeq lists its product as uncharacterized. The record is from RefSeq and is a predicted model, not a curated record. Lineage: Eukaryota; Fungi; Basidiomycota; Mixiomycetes; Mixiales; Mixiaceae. The coding region runs from base 1 to 162 and encodes 53 amino acids. The transcript is spliced from 2 exons.